AUAUAUAAAGAGAAUUGUGGUUGUUAAUGAGAGACACAUUUCUCUUAACUCAAAUCCAUCUAUUUCAUACUAAUGCCAAAAUUCCAAACAUCUAAUCCAACUUCUCUCUCUGAUCAAUCUCCAAAUCUUCAUAUGCAAAUCCCCUAAUCGAAUGUCUUACUCACAAUUGUAUGUUCACCUCUCCAUUAUUGAUUUUUUUUAUUUAACAUAUAUAGAGAUUUGUUGUAAUUGCACUCGAACCAAAACAAUAAAACAUUUGUUAUUUCAAAACCCUUUUCCAAGACGAAAAAGAAAACCCAUUUCCAUAGCUAACCUAGUGUGAAUUUUGUUUUCUCAGAUUUAACCUCCUCAAACGGUGAAAUGGUAGGAUUAAUUUAUCAAAAACUUACCUAUACGGGUUUUAUUUCACUUAUGAUAAAACGAUUCGGCCCAUUAACCCAUUUUGUUUUUCUGCUAACCCAUUGGCCCAUUUAGAAUUAAAGAAUCAUCUGAUUUAGUCAUUUCGAUGGUUUUCACUUAAACCCUAGUCUAGUCAUUUCUCAGACUCUGACCUCACUGAUCUCCAAUGGCGAAAACCCUAGCUCGCUCCACAGCGUCACGCAUCACCAAGCGCUUAAUCUCCACCUCCGGAGCCACCACUCCUUCCCCUUCUUAUAUCCUCUCCCGUCGAUCAACCCCGGUGUUCUCCCAUGCCGUCGGAUUCAUCUCUUCCUUGAAUCGUUUCACAACGAUUCGAACUCGAAUGGAUAGGUCCGGUGGAUCGUACUCUCCUCUAAAAUCCGGUUCGAAUUUCAGCGACCGAGCACCCACUGAGAUGGCGCCGUUGUUUCCUGGCUGCGAUUAUGAGCAUUGGUUGAUUGUAAUGGACAAACCUGGAGGCGAAAACGCUACUAAGCAGCAAAUGAUUGAUUGUUAUGUUCAAACCCUAGCUAAAAUUAUCGGCAGUGAGGAAGAAGCUAAGAAGAAGAUUUAUAAUGUAUCGUGUGAAAGGUAUUUUGGAUUUGGUUGUGAGAUUGAUGAAGAGACAUCAAACAAACUUGAAGGACUUCCUGGUGUUCUCUUCAUUUUACCAGACUCUUAUGUUGAUCAAGAGAACAAAGAUUACGGAGCUGAGCUGUUUGUGAAUGGAGAAAUAGUUCAACGUCCUCCAGAGAGACAGAGAAAGAUCAUUGAGUUAACGACCCAGAGAACCAAUGAUAAACCAAAGUACCACGACAAGACCAGAUAUGUCCGAAGAAGAGAGAACAUGCGUUGAAUCCAAAUCUGAUAUCAGACCAUACAGAAGUUGUUGUUCAAUGUUCAUGUGUCUGCAAGCAACAGAUGUUUUCUGUUUUGAGGUCUCUCUCUCCUUAUGUAAUGGCUUUGUAGUUUGGAUUUUAGAACUUGGAAUUGGCUAAAACUAUUAUCAUUGCAUAUACAUAAUUUGGCCUUUGAACUAUGGUUUUCUCGAAUUAUGAAAAUAAAACCAAAUCAUUGAAUUGGUGAGGCCCAUUGGUGAGUAUAUUUAGGUAACACCGGUUAUUUCCAAU
Molecule: messenger RNA, 1529 nt
Organism: Arabidopsis thaliana (thale cress)
Lineage: Eukaryota; Viridiplantae; Streptophyta; Magnoliopsida; Brassicales; Brassicaceae
Product: plastid developmental protein DAG
Exons: 4
Coding region: 566-1255 (229 amino acids)
Biological process (GO): RNA metabolic process; cytidine to uridine editing
Cellular component (GO): mitochondrion; chloroplast
Molecular function (GO): protein homodimerization activity
Source: RefSeq, marked reviewed